GCAGACACACCGUUUAAACAUUCUUAGAUCUACAUCAAGCAAGGUUCUGGAAAACGUAAAAGCGGAAUAGCUGGAGGCGAUCAAGUAAUUACUGCUAUAAUAGAACGACGAGCUAACCGUGUGCUGCUGAGUUUCUAAUCAAAGCGGAACAGUUGGAGGCGAUCAAGUAAUUACUGCUAUAAUGGAACAGCACCUACUCGCACCAUGCGAUGAGAUGCAAUCAACACCGCGCAUUCGGACACAAGCACAUGUGGAACGGCCCUCUUUCACCCGAAUGUUUCUAUCUUUUCGUCGACGGCGGGAACAAAGACCUCAAACAAGUAAUGACAGUGAGGAUCGGAGCUAUGUAAUCGACAUCACUGAGGAGGAAGUCAGGUCAUUCAUUACUGAUAGUGCUGUGCAGAAGUUCGAAUCUUUGGAUGAUGCCAUAGUGAAAGUGAAUUGUCGUCAGAAGAUACAAAAAGUUCCGUUUAUCUUGCGUGCCAACGAAAAAUUGAUUAAGCACUAUGUGCCAAGGAUGAUAGCAAUCGGUCCUUACCAUCAUAAUAAUUCAAAUUUGAAGAACACAGAAAAGCUAAAACUCAAAUUAGCUUCUCUAUUCAUCAAAAAGUAUAAUUUGGAUGAAACAAAAUUAUAUUCCAAAGUUAGGAGAGAGAUCAAAUAUCUGAGGGAGUGUUAUGAGGAGAAGGAAACUGCACCAUUCCCUGAUGAUGACCUUGCAUGGAUGUUUUUUGUGGAUGGAUGUGCACUACUUCAUUAUAUAGAUUUUGCAGUGACUGAUAAGGAAGAUACCAUGAUUAAGGAGUUCAAAGAACAAGGUAUUGAAAUUGAGUACUUGGUAUAUGCAGAGCAAGAUCUGUUCUUAUUGGAGAACCAACUUCCUUAUCGAGUCCUCAAAUUAUUAAUAAGCUGCAUGAGUAACCGAACGCGGAUGAUAAUAUCAAUUGAGAAGUUCAUCUUUGGUAUCAUCAAGGCCCCAAGAGAGAAGCAUGAGCAAUUGGAACAUAAGUCAUUGCAAAAUGAAAAUCCAAUGCAUCUUCUGGACCUUUUGCGAACAGGACUACUCCAAAUUGAUGUCAAGGAAAACCAAAUGCCAUGCACCAUAGUUCGACAACUAAUUAAGAAAUUUUCCGAAUACAUAACUGAGCCGCUUGAAAAGGUUAAGAACUUGAUGGAGUGCAUUGUUAAGCCAAUUGAGAAUUGUUUCUCAUGUACACAAGUACAUGAUUUGCAGUUUUUCCGUAAUGUUGAGGAGCUUAAGGCAGCAGGGAUUCGGUUGAGGCCUAGUGGCACAGGUUGUUUGAAAGACGUUACUUUUAAUCUUGGAGCUUUGAGGCUUCCUUUUAUUCAAGUGGACGACUCAACUGCAUCCAAGUUCUUGAACUUGAUCGCUUACGAAAUGUGUCCAGAUUUUGUAAAUGACUUUGGGGUCUCCUCUUAUGUAGCAUUUCUCGAUAUACUCAUUGAUCAAGCCCAAGAUGUUAAAGAGUUGCGAGAUAAGCAAAUACUCCAUAAUUUUCUGGGUAGUGAUGAAGACGUGGCUAAACUCUUUAAUGAGAUAGGCACAGACUUAGUGUCAAAUCCUAAUAUAUAUCGAGAUGUCAAAAGCAAAAUCCAAAGACGCUAUGACAACAAAUUCAUGACUUCGAUGGCUCAAUUUAUUCACGAAUAUUUCCGAAGCCCCUGGAGUGCGAUUGCUUUCGUUGCUGCGAUAAUAGCACUUGCUUCGACUGUUGCACAGACAGUUUACACAAUUUUAGGAUAUUAUAAAUAAGGAAUAUGUGAUCUUCUGCAAUAUCCGAGUAGUUUUUCCUUUGAACGAGAUCUUUUAGGUUCUAUUGGGCAUGUUGGUGCAUUUUCCAGAAGGAAAUGAAGCUGGUCUUGGGAUGCCGCCCCCAAUUUUAUUUUAUUUUUCCUUAGCGUUGCCUGUAAUCCUCCUUUGUGAGAGAGGAAUGUAACCGAAAACUGAAUGAUGAACAUAAAUGUGUCUGGUUAUGGGUUUGUUUUACUGUAUAUAUAGUACUAUUUGGCUGAUGGCUCCAUGUAAGAUUGUGUAUUGAUCUUUUCAUAUGUGAUAAAUGUU
Molecule: messenger RNA, 2083 nt
Organism: Pistacia vera
Lineage: Eukaryota; Viridiplantae; Streptophyta; Magnoliopsida; Sapindales; Anacardiaceae
Product: UPF0481 protein At3g47200-like
Exons: 4
Coding region: 182-1774 (530 amino acids)
Source: RefSeq, a predicted model, not a curated record